Messenger RNA from Coffea arabica (coffee), 2542 nucleotides. RefSeq names its product pentatricopeptide repeat-containing protein At1g74900, mitochondrial-like. NCBI's taxonomy places the organism in Eukaryota, Viridiplantae, Streptophyta, Magnoliopsida, Gentianales, Rubiaceae. Gene Ontology annotation, biological process: chloroplast-nucleus signaling pathway; mitochondria-nucleus signaling pathway. Gene Ontology annotation, cellular component: chloroplast. Gene Ontology annotation, molecular function: protein binding. The record is from RefSeq and is a predicted model, not a curated record.
GCUUGCCACUGCCCGCCAGUGUCGCCACCGUCGUCCAUUUCCUUUAGCAGCAUGAUAGAACGGUGGCGUUUUGCGGUCUCUUCUGCCACCGUCUUGCUAAUUUAAAUUAUGUUAAAACUACACAAAACAGCGAUAGGCCCCAAGUUCCCCGAUUUCUCCUCUGCAAAAACCCCUCUGAAACCGCACAUAGCCCCUCCGCCACCACCGGCAGUGGCGGAGGUGGACGUUACCUCCAUAACCAACCACGUUCUCAAGACAAACCCAGAAAUUUUGACUCAAAAUUUACCCACCCUUGUGCAAUGGACCCCUGAGCUUGUCCACACGAUUCUCAAACGCCUGUGGAACCAUGGCCCGAAAGCUCUCCAGUUCUUCAAAGCCCUCGACUCCCAUCUCUCUUACACCCACUCCGCCACCGCAUUCGACCACGCCAUCGACAUUGCUGCCAGAAUGCGGGAUUACAAGACCCUAUGGGCCCUUGUGGCUCAAAUGCGGACUAUAAAGCUCGGUCCUGGCCCGAAAACCUUCGCCAUCAUCCUCGAAAGGUAUGUGGCUUCUGGCAAAGCUGAUAAGGCGGUUGACCUUUUCUUGUCAAUGCAUAAACAUGGUUAUCCUCAGGAUUUGACUUCGUUCAAUUCUUUUCUUGAUGUGCUCUGUAAGGCGAAGCAGGCUGAAAUAGCCUAUAAUCUGUUUAAGGUGUUUAGGAGGAAGUUUAGAGUUGAUAUGAUUAGUUAUAACAUUCUCGCUAAUGGGUAUUGUAUAAUGAAGCGAACGCCAAAGGCCUUGGAAAUUUUGAAGGAAAUGGUAGAGAGAGGAUUGGAGCCAAAUGUGAUGACUUAUAAUAUAAUUCUUAAAGGUUUCUUUAGAGCAGGGCAAACGAAGGAAGCUUGGGAGUUUUUCUUGCAAAUGAAGAGGAGAAAAUGUGAGAUUGAUGUGGUGACUUAUACUACUAUGGUUCACGGUUUUGGUGUUGCAGGUGAGGUUGAGAGGUCCCGUAAGCUGUUUGAUGAGAUGGUUGGAGCUGGAGUGCUUCCCUCAGUAGCAACUUACAAUGCUCUGAUUCAAGUUUUAUGUAAGAAAGACAAUGUGGAAAAUGCAAUUUUGGUGUUUGAUGAGAUGUUGCGGAAGGGCUAUUUACCUAAUGUCACUACUUAUAAUGUGCUCAUUAGAGGUUUGUGUCAUGUCGGUAAAAUGGACAGGGCAGUUGAGUAUAUGGACAAGAUGAAAGAAGAUGAGUGUGAGCCUAAUGUUCAGACAUACAAUCUUGUAAUUCGAUAUUAUUGUGAUGAUGGAGAAUUUGCGAAGGCCUUCGAAUUGUUUGAGAAAAUGGGUAGUGGGCAUUGCUUACCUAACUUAGAUACUUAUAACAUCUUGAUCAGUGCAAUGUUUGUCAGAAAGAAAUCCGAUGAUUUGGUGGUGGCAGGAAAGUUGUUGAUAGAAAUGAUUGACAGAGGAUUUCUGCCUCGAAGGUUUACUUUCAACCGCAUUCUGAAUGGGCUUUUGCUUACGGGUAAUCAAGAAUUUGCUAGAGAGAUUUUGCGACUGCAAAGCGGAUCUGGCCGGCUUCCUCGUCAUUUCAGACUAUGAUUGUGUUGCAUUACCUCAGGCAAAGAGAGGAAGUAUUCAGUAAAUGAUGGAAUUGUGCCGGCGAAAGGAAGGGCAAGGUGGAACUUUUGCAAACCUUUUGAUGAUUGUUUCUGCUUUAGCUUUUAGCUGAGGAGUUGAAGAUGGAAGUGAAAAUAUGGCUUUCCAGAUUGCCACCAUAUUGCUCAGCUUUGCUUAGGUAGGUGAAAACCUGGAAGAGGCUGUUUAAGUGUGAUGCUUCAAGUAUCUUGAGCUCAAGAAAGUUGAUUUCAGUACCUGGUGGAUUGCAAAGUCAAUUGCAAGAGAGAAUGCAUAUACACUUGCUUGCUACAGUGAGGUUCAAAGUAGUCAAACAAAGAGAAUAUACAGCAGGUGAUAAGAACGAUAAUGUCCAGUGAUUCAUGCAGGGGCCUGGUGCAGUUGUUCAAGGAGAUGCUACGAGGUCCCCUCUGGUGUCUGAAACCUGCUGGGCAUAAUUCAAGUUGAAUUGGGCUGUUGGAUUUUGCUUCAGGGGUUGUAGUGAUCUACGUUUAGUGAUCAUCUUGCAUUCUUAAACUGCAUGCUCCUGUAUUUCUCAUAACUGAACCACAGAUGAAGGGUGUACUAGAGAUCGUCAACAUGAUCCUAUAGUAAGUGAAACCGUGAACAACAUAGUGCAGAUAUCCUAUGCUACAUGCAGGACUUUCAAGAUAGCAAGGAUCUCAAUGUGAAGUUAGUAACCAAUGUGAAACAUUUCCAGAGUCAUUGGAAAGUAAUACAGGACAUGAGCUUAUCCAUCUGGUUUUUAAGAAGGCCAAGGAACAAAAGAGCAACUCUCAAGCAACAUUGAUGAAACCUCCUCCUUCCUUGGGGGUUGCUUUAAGUUUGUACUCCUAUUUAUUUUGUUGACAAGCUGCCCUUGUGUUCACACUUCAUUAUUGAAAAUUUUGUUUGAAAAAAAAAAUUGUAAAGGUUUAUACUA